AUGAGCGAUUCUAUGACAACAGAAGAGAUGCGUGUGGCGUUAGAUGGCCGUAAAGCUCUGGUCGAUGAAUUUCUGAAGGAGCUAGGCGAAACCGAACCGCUUGUCAAUCGGUCGGAGUGCGAGAGGGAAAUAGAGAAACUCCUUGAGAACGAGUGUCGUCUCGAUAGAGAUAUCAAGAAAUAUUACAGGAUCCUCGAGAAGCAGGCGGCCGCGGCAGAGGAAUUUAUCAGUAAGAUGAAGGACGACUCUGGGCAGAUCGAACGUGACAGGCUGCUCGCCCACUUGGAUAGUCUAACCCAGCCCAUCUUUGGGCAUGCUCUCCUUGUGGUGGCUGCAAAGGAGAAAGACCUCGACUUCAUUCAUAACCUAUCGGCGGAACAUCGGGAGGCACUUGGCAUUCUUGAUCGCAGGGCUGUCGAAGACCGUCUGUCCUAUGAGAUCGCAGAGAAUAACGAGGUGUUGACGAAGCAGAACCAAGAGCUAAUCAAGAGCAACCGCCUCACCAAUGAUCUGUUCGACCAGAUAACGAAGAAAAUUGAUGAAACCCUCGGAUUGACGAACAAACUCGAAAAGGCGGAGUACCGCCUAUCAGAGCUGAACCGGCGCGUCCCCAGCUAG
This is a messenger RNA of Daldinia childiae, 618 nucleotides long. RefSeq lists its product as uncharacterized. The transcript has a single exon. Bases 1 to 618 code for a protein of 205 amino acids. NCBI's taxonomy places the organism in Eukaryota, Fungi, Ascomycota, Sordariomycetes, Xylariales, Hypoxylaceae. The record is from RefSeq and is a predicted model, not a curated record.